AUGGAGAGACAAAGAGAAAUCGAUGCAGUGGUGGUGAUCCAUUACAGCGGCGGGGUGGUUUCACAAGAUGAUCAUGACUCAGAUAUUGAUGAUCUUCUUAAGGAAUACGAAGACUUCGCUAAUGAUGAAUUCUCUUUUGAUGAUUUGCCUCCUGGAUAUAGGUUCUGCCCCACUGACGUCGAGCUCAUCAGGUUUUACUUGAAUAAGAAGGUUUCCAAUGAGCCCCUCCCUCCCAACCAGAUCAUCGAGACUAACUUAUACGGCUACAAUCCCGAGUUUCUUGCAGCAGCAAACUACAAGAAAUGUGGAGAAAAUGAAUUGUACUUUUUUACUCCAAGGGAUCGAAAGUAUUUAAAUGGAGUCCGUCCAAACCGAGCUACUGGUGAUGGAUAUUGGAAAGCUACUGGAGUUGACAAGCCUAUCAUAUUCGACGAAACCCUAAUUGGGUAUAAGAAGGCACUAGUUUUCUAUCAAGGAAAACCUCCAAAUGGUACGAAGACUGAUUGGAUUAUGCAUGAAUUUAGAGUUGACACUCCUCCUCGAGAUAAAAGGAAUCCAAGUGACAUGAGGUUGGAUGACUCAGUCUUGUGCAGGAUUUAUAAGAAAACUGAUCCCAAAACAAAAUCUAAUAGGAAAUCAACCUGGAUAAACAUCAAGAAGGGGAUGGAACUAGAAGAACCUCUUCUUGAUUUAUUUUUUGAUACAUUCCCUUUUGAUACAUUCCCUUUUGAUACAUUCCCACCUGGAUAUAGGUUCUGUCCCACUGACAAUGAGCUUGUCAGGUUUUACUUGAAUAAGAAGGUUUCCAACGAGCCCCUCCCUCCCAACCAGAUCGUGGAGACUAACUUAUACCACCACAAUCCUGAGUUUCUUGCAAGUUAA
Molecule: messenger RNA, 882 nt
Organism: Quercus lobata
Lineage: Eukaryota; Viridiplantae; Streptophyta; Magnoliopsida; Fagales; Fagaceae
Product: NAC transcription factor 32-like
Exons: 4
Coding region: 1-882 (293 amino acids)
Biological process (GO): regulation of DNA-templated transcription
Molecular function (GO): DNA binding
Source: RefSeq, a predicted model, not a curated record